Molecule: messenger RNA, 42035 nt
Organism: Xyrichtys novacula (pearly razorfish)
Lineage: Eukaryota; Metazoa; Chordata; Actinopteri; Labriformes; Labridae
Source: the annotation of a GenBank genome assembly
GCUCAGUGUGUCAGUUCUGCAUCCACAGAGGAGGAGGAGGAGAAGGCCACACACGGCCUCACUAACCCCUGAGCUGGAAACCUGCUCACUCACAUACACACAGAGAGAGAAAGAGGCCGACAGUGAGCGUUUCUGCAGCAUUUCCUGGACAGAGUCGCUCCUUUUGUGUCCGGGCUGCAGGAGGAGAAGCUGGGGGAGGAAGAAGAGGAGGAGGAGAAGGACGCGUCUCCUUUUUAUUCAAUCCCGAUCUGUCGGCGGUGGAAGGAAGGAAGGAAGACGGGACGUGAUAUGAACCCCUCGUCGGCUUAAAACGGCUGUGCAGCUAAUAAAUAGCCCCGAUUUCAGGGGGGGAGGAGAGAGGCCAUAGAGGACAUUCGUACCUUUAACCCUGACAAAGACUGAACGACAGAGGCUGCAGCGAUGCCCGGGUUUGAUUACAAGUUUCUGGAGAAGCCAAAGAGACGCUUCCAGUGUCCGCUCUGCAGCAAGGCGAUGCGGGAGCCCGUCCAAGUGUCUACCUGUGGACAUCGGUUCUGUGACACCUGUCUGCAAGAAUUCCUCAGGUACAGUCUAAAGCCGAUACCGGAGACCGCGCUGUGUCUAGUUUCGGUCGAGCAACAGUAAAUAAAGGAGGUGCAUGUAGGUGUGUCCUCCUCACCUUUCCUCAGCAGGUUGUGUUUUCUGUCGUUGAGUGUUUUCUGCAGCCGCACACUGAGCAUGACAGUGCAGGGGGAAUGGUAAACAACGCCUGACUGAAUCCCCUUUAGUGUAGUUGCAGGUGUUGUGUCCCCACUCUGCGUGGAUCUAAUGCAUUAUGAACCACUGUGUCAACACAAUGACUAAGGAUCUUUUGUUAGUGUUGUUUUGAUCUGUCAUGCAGGUAUUUUAACGACAUGUAAAGGAUGACCUGGCAAGAAUUUUUUUGCAUAUGGUCGGUUUCUUUGUGAUUUUGCCCCCUCUUGUGUUUUGGUGGAAGGGCCUCUGCCUCUCCAUCCUGUCUGUGUUUUUGCCCCUAAGGGUAACUGACUGAGUCCGCAUGGGUCUCAGGGAUGAUGAGGGAGACUGAGUCUGCUCUGACCCCCCCUGCAGCACCUCCACCACAUCCUAUUGUAACCCACUGAACACUGAAGUCUGUGUUUGCACCCUUAGAAUGAAAGCCUUUGUCUUAUCUGAAGGUAGACAGCACUGUCCUGAAACAGUCACUAAUUAUCAGUCAUCCAAAGGGGGCUCAUGUGACGUCUUCGUCCCUGAUUUCCCCCCCUGAAUCCUUUGGGAAACUUGUUUUGGAGGAGCAGGCGGAGUGCGGUCAUAUUUAGGAUCCACAUGUGCAGAGAAUCGUAUUAGUUUCCCAGGAGAGCUAAAGGGUGUGUAGUGAUGUUCAGAGAGAUCUUCAAGUGAAAAGUAGAAGCGUGGAGUUCUUGUUCUUGCAGAUUAAAAAAACGCUCAGAAGAAGAAUCGAUUGUUGAAUCUACUCCUGUUUUCCUUACUAUACUAAAACACAACACAACAAACAUGCUGUUUCCCAGAGUGUUUUCAGACUUCUUUAGUACUUGGCUAACAACCUAGACCACAACCACUGAUAGUUUCCUGAACUGGAUGACCUCUGUUCGUUAUUUUCUUGAUCACAGAGCGAGUAUUUUAGUCGAUAAAGUGUUAUGCGAAGUGUCUCUGAAAUCUUUAAAUGAUGUCCUCAAAUGUAUUCAGUGAAGACAGCCAGCCUAAAUGUGUUCACGUUAAAGGAUCAGGGACAGGAGUUUGUUGACUUUUUGUAAGAACAAUCUAAAUCCUUGAGUUUGUAGUUAGUUUGUGUCUAAUCAGUUAAUCAUUCAACUUCUGCAGCUCAAAUCUCAAUCCAAAAGUUUUCAAUUAAAUAGUUUGUUUAUGCGAAUUAAAGCUCCUGUGGGGAACUUUAGGUGUGUCUGUUUUUGCUCUCUCAGUCAUCAACGCUUAAGUAGUGUCCUCUGAUGAGACAUGUCCUUAUUUGUACUCUUUUGACAGUCAAGUUAAUUAGUUAUUGUGAAUAUUUAAUGUGAGAAAUGGCUGACACCUACCCUCUCACACUGGUUUCAGGCAUUAAUAGCUACAAUACUUGUUUCUGAUGUUCCUGUUUGUUUCUAGUAUCACACAAAAAGCAUCAAUAUGAGUUUCCAUCUAUGUCAUAAACCUCAGAAAACUCCUCAUUGAAGCUUUAAAGGUUCCUUAUUGUAGAAACUGUUCUGGUUGUAGUGAAUGGAGACCGACUCUUGAUGAUAUGAGAGUACUGAUUCUUGUGUAGGCUGUGCAGAGAUGUGCAGAUGAAUCAGUGGUAAAAACUUCAUUCAUUCCUGCGGAGUCUUUCUUUAUCUCGCACAGACAUCCUGCUGUUGUUUAUACUAAUGUUGUAUCAUAUCAACCUGAUGCAGGAGAGCCGCAGUGUUGACGUGUGCGUGAAAUCAGAGUUUCAGCGACGUGUUUGGAGAGAUUAAACGCAGAAAGACAUAACACGUUUGUCAACUCCCUGGGUUGGAGUUAAAGCCCCAGAGCUCUCAGAUUUAGUUAAAAAUAGCGUUUUAGUUGUUUUACAGCCUGUAAAACCGCUGUGGUUUCUGUUUGUGCUGUACUUUUUCAUGGAGCAGGAUUUGAAUGUGGCUGGUCUUCAGUUUCAUUUCACUGUAACCAGCGCUGAAAAAGAUCAUAAAAUGUCUUCAGUUUUACUUGAUUAAAGUAGAAAACGCCCCGAGGGAAGACUGGCAAACUAAUAAAACUUCUUUGAAAACAACAUUUGCUUUCAGGAAUAGAGGAACAUCUCGUCUAAAUGUAAAAUAUCUUGUAUCAACUCUCCCUAACCUCCUUCUGUCAGAUAAAAACGGUCAGCUGGUUGACGAGAGCCAGGGAUGUGGGUUUGUGCUCUGAAUUCAUAAACAACUGUAGUCGUGAGCUCCGAGCUUCACACCUUGAGUCAUCAGGAAGCCUCCUCUGGCUUACCAAACUGCAGCAGAUCGCAUCUGGUUGAAAAGCAGAGGCUGGGAUGAACAAAGAGAGCGAGCGAGAAGGGGGGGAGAGCGCGCUUUGCUUGCUGCUGAUCAGUCAGUUGGUCCCGACGCUUUGUCUGCAUCAUCCUGCCUCCGCCCCCGUCCUCAUCCUCCGGUUUACACUCCUGUUUUCACUCCCACAGGCUGACUGAAAGUUUCAUAACUCCUGAAAGUUUUUGAUGAGUAGCUUCCUGUGUUUCCGUUUGGUGGAGAUGUGAGUGAGGGUAUUGGUUUGAGUCCUCCUCUGUCAGAGCUACACGGGGAUAAGAUCAAACAGCUGGAGCAGCAUCUGUGGGGAACAUACAGUUCAGUCGAAGUGAAUCAUAGAAGUUAAAAUGAAUCACUCUGUAAUACGGGACAUAUAUGAAGUAGUUAGAACUUGUGGAAAUUCCCCUUUAGAUAGUAACCACAUCUUUUUGACAGGAGAUAUGUCAAAGAAUCAUUGAUACUGUAGUUUUAAAGCUUCUUUGAGGAACUCGGUGAUACCUGGACUGUCAUGACCUUGACAAAUCUUAUCCUGGUUCUUCUGAUACCGUGUAUAACUCACUUUGUGCUGGAAAAAGUUUUUAAAAGUGGGCUUUUCUUCUUCAUGCUGUUUCACCAACCGCCUCACAGGAAUUACAGCCAUCAAACGUCUCUGUAGAGGAGAUAUCAGUGUUGUUGCUUAUAGUUUAGUUUGCUUUUGGGGUCAUUUGAGACACCAGUGUUGGUAUCAGUCUGUUUCAUAGUCGGUCAAAAACUCCUCACAGUAUCUUUAAGUCACUGGAAGCUCUUUCACAGAUAGACUUUAUAAGAUCUAAACUCGUUAGUCAAAGCUCGUCAUAUUUCAUAACCAAUAAAAAUUGUUUGUACAUCUCUGUAAACAUUUAUUCCUGCAGGAAUGGUUAUGACAAUCAUCCACUGAGGAGUUUUCAACAUUUAAUUGGCCAAAUAAUGUGUAACUGCUCCUUUUCAAGAGACACAAUGAGAUUUAUUUCUGUAGAUCUGAUGAUUUCACUUCUUCAUUCAUAACAUUUUACAGUUUCGUUCUGCAGAGAGUAACUAUAAAACCUCUCAAAUGUGACUUAUCAUCAUUUAAAAUCGCACACAGCAGCUUUAGAUAACAGAUAAUUGUAGUUGAUGAUUUUAGUUUACUGCACAGUUACUAAAUAAGAAAUAAAAUCACCAUCUAAUGAGAUUAUUUACAACCUUUCAAAUGAGCAUUUCCUUUACAAGCUUUCAACUCUAAAGUAUUUAUGAAAAUAUUUACAACACAUCUAUAAAGCCAUUAGUCACAACUUGUAAACUUUUACUAAGGCAGCCUCGUUAUAAGUGGCGUUUCACUAUUUGUUAUAUCAGGUUUAAAAUCUAAUCUCUGAAUGAGUUGUCAGUCAUUCAGAUUUGUUUGUGAAAGAUCAUAUCACCUCUGAUAGUUCCUGAUUCACUUCUCAUGCUAACUAAAUCUGGAAUAAACACGUGUAUAAACAGCAGGUGAUCAUUCAGCAGAAACAGAGGCGGAGCGAGGCUGCAGAUCCUUCACCUCUUUAAUGAACAGCGUGUGCCAGUUCAGGCCGUCCUCACCCCGCUCUCUCUCCGCCGAGCGCACGCAUCUUUUGUGAGGGGCGUUCGAGUUUAUUGGGGCUGACAGACAGUAGUUAGCCAAUGCUUCACUCCCAUUGUGCAAGUAGCCUGAUCCCUCUCUCGUAAUUACUGGAGGCUAUGGAGCAUCGAGCCCGGGCCUGCCAGCCGAGUCUGCCCACUUUCACAUUGACGGACUCCUCGCCGCCUCUAGAGCCCCGCUGCUCUGUCGCAACAAGCCUCGAAGGAAUGUUGCUGCAUGGCAUGGCCACAGUGUUAAUCAUCCUUUUACAAGGAAACAGUUGUUCCUGAAAUCAGAUCUUACUUCAUCACUUUGACACUCCUCCUGUUUACCGUUGAUAGGCGGAAUAAAACAGUGGAUCUGUGGUUUAUUACAUAACGUGAAGAAGUUUUAAAACGCAUACGUGUUUAUUGUCGACGUACGUGGCAGCAUCAAUGAUCGUAAAGUAAUUGUCAUACCUCAGGGAAGUGAAAGUCUGCAGAUGUGUUGUUAGUUAUGCAACCAUGACUGCAGUCAGGCAUUAAUCAUACAGUUUGAUUUUGAUUUUGCUAAGCCAGCAAUAAAAGGAUUUAAUUUUUAAGUCAAAAGUAUGAAUUGUAAAAGUUAAAAGUAGAGAUGCACCAAUCCAUUUCUCUGAUCCAAUCCGAUACCGAUACCUGGGCUGAGCAUAUCAGCUGAUAACCGAUACUGAUCCUUAAACACAAACCAGUCUUACAGUAACUACAUGUCAACAUUGCAAGCAGGGGGGAGAAAAAUCUAUAUUCUGUGUAAUGAAUUUCGGGAUUUACGAACUAUACUGCAGCCUGUCACCAGAGGGUGCUGUUCUCGGAGUGGCUUCACCCAGCGAGGAUGCAGACGACGUCCAUUCUAUAUACAGUCUAUGAUCGGAACGCUGGAUUGGCGUCAUUCAUCAGAUAUCCGAUCCAGUUAAUUGGUCAAUAUCGGAGCUGAUAUCCGAUCCAAAUAUCGGAUCGGUGCAUCCCAAGUUAAAAGUUGAAUAUGGUGGAUAAAAUCUUUCCAAUGUCUCUGAACCAUCAUGCGUCACAGAGGAGGGCAAAUCCUCAGUCAACACUUUAACCGCCUACUACGACAUUGCAUGGUGUUUUAAACCAUCUAUAUUUAGUGCUCAUACGGUUUGUGGAUGCUUCAGAUUUUGAAAGGGGUUCAACCUUCCCCCCCCACUUCAAAAGACAUCAGAACAAAGCUCCCUGAGAGGCACUCAAGGUAACACGUGAGUUGAACCUCCACCAUGAGUCUGGUCUGAGCCUUCAAUCUGUUUGCGUACGAUGCUAAUAGUCUGUAUUUCUGCCUCGGGAGGAACAUGUAAAGGCUCCUCAGAGUCCUGCAGGCUGCCCCAGCGCUGAGGGAGAGUCAUGGGGUGAGAGCGGUUCAGCCUCCAGCCCUCUCUGCAAUCACAUGAGUCACAUGCUUCAACAAUCCAGUGUGUGCUGACAGGGGCAGGCCUUGUGUUUUAGCAACACUGUCUCCUUAAUAAAGGACAAUCAGCACUUAAUAGCAGGGCUGAUUGCCAUGCCACACAUGCCGGGCCUCCUGGCUCAUCAGCGCGGGGUUUACUGAGCCGGAGCGAUGUGUACAAUGAGGUGCGUGAGAUGCGUGCAAUGAGACGGUGGUGUUUCUGUGGGAUGAUGCAGUGCGGUGCCACGGCCCUGACAGUGGUGUAAUUGGUUUGUUCGGCUCCGGAGCGUCCUCCCACAGGCCUCCACGCAGUUUUGUAGCGCCACUGCAACUGCUGACUUACCCGGAGUCACGAGGAACUCCGAGGUGGGCUAAUGUGAGAGUUUUUCACAGCUCCAUUAUUCACUGUCCUGGAGCCAGGGGAGGUUUCUGUUUAUUUUUUAGUCUUUUGGAACUAGUGGUGAUUCAUUUUAACUUUGACACAUUCUCUGCCUGUAGCGCUGCUUUUCUCUCCUCAUUGAUGGAGGUGAUACUUGCUUUUUCUGCAUCCUCUCCCACGCUUUGACAGUCUAAAUGCCCCCAUGCACAAUCACCAGCAUUUUAAGUACCGCAGCCGAACGCCUCUUCUCUCCUCUGCCCUUAGUCCACCAGCAGCUGUUUGUCUAAUUUCAAUAUGUGGGCACUUAGGUGGCAGAAAAAAAAAUCAAUAGCACUUCCUGAUGAGUCGCCUCUUAUGAGGGAUUUCUAAGGUUUCACAGAGGGCUUUAUUGAUUGUUCCAUAAAUCAGUCAAUUAAAGCAGCAACGUCUGAACAUUUUCAGUCUUUAUAAAUCAAAAUAACCUUACACAGUCGCAAAACAAAUAAAAAGAAAUGAUCAAAUGUGUGGCUUUGUCCAGAGGCUUUUAUUCCAGUGAGUGUAGACAGGAAAAAAACAUUUAUUGAUGCUUUAAUUAUGAGUUAAAGAUCUGCAAAAGUGAAGAGGUGUGUCAUGUGUUGUUUUUUAAGUCCUGUGCUUAUAGCUGGGGCUGCAGGUACGAUUAAGGGCUAUUGUCAUAAUGGGAAAGUGCUUUACAACCAGUAUGUAAACAAGCACAGAUGACAGAUCUUGUAGUAUAGUUCUGUUUUGAUCAAGAGAAUGGGGGAAAAACAGGCGUAUUACUAUUUAGGGAGAGCUGAGGGCUGGUGGUGCUAGCUCUGAUAAAGGUAGACACAGUUUGUUUGGAGGAAUUAAAAUUUCCAUUUAAGCAAAAAGGAAAUUCAUCACUUUGAAACAUCCUCGGUAAAAAUCCAACCUUGAGUUUUCAGGAUGUGGUUAAUCCCUCUCGGUAGCAUUAAUCCUUUAUUCAGGUGGUAAUGAAGGUUUAAUUGUUACUAAUCUACUUAUUAAUCCUUUCUCUAAUAAGCCAUUUAGUCUCCUGCUCAACAUUUUGAUACACUGAAAGUGUUCGGAGAAAUACUGAUACACCUAACGUUCAAGUGAAACAGGGAGCAGACACUUAGCAGCAGAGCUUUGCAGAAACUUCGGAAAAGUGAAACAAUCCUUCAACCAGCGCUAGAGAAGCUCUCAGGUGCUGGUUUGACAUCUUUGCGUAACAGUAUUUCAUUUUCUGAAGUGUCGUUCUCUCCUGAACAGAGCGAAAGUUUGCUUUCUUUCGCCCUCCCUCUGAAAAGUCGUGCGAGAUCAAAACAGCAGCCUGAAGUGUGUUUGUUUCUGUCAGUACGUGUUAAUCUAUCUUAUUUCGCUCCUUUUAACUCCUAAUGAAUCCUCGUCUGUCCAUUGUGAGUGCAGCCGUGCAGAGGGACGUAUAGAGAGGCUCUUCAGCGGCUGUGAUGGGGCGUUUCUUUGGGGCCUAAAUGGAGCUGUGUUGCUUUGGUGCCCAGUGUUGUGUGUAAGUCUUCCACUUGAGGCAGCUGGGGCUUUGUGUCUCUGUGGGUAUCUGUAUGUGAAUGAGAGCGAUGCCACGGAUGGCUGAUGAAUGACUGUGUGUUCGUCCCUCGGUCCCAUCAGAGGGACAUUCACAGCUCCCCCCCCAUCCUCCCACCAGGUGUCCGAAAAAGGCUGCGAGGACAUCCUGAGUCCAGAUCCGGAGAGUCGGAGGGGAAACUCUGCCGUCCCAUCCUUCUCUUACCACAACAGCGGUCAGUGAUCUGCACACAGAGAGAGGUUGUGUUCAGCUGAGUGAAAAGCCCUCAGGCCUCCACUCUGCACUUUGGGGUCUGUGAAGGCCCCUCAGAGCAGAGCGCCGAGGCUGCUGUCAGCUGAUGAACUCGGGGUGACAGAGCUGGAAACAGCCCAGUAAAUUCAAACUCACGACUAAAAGAGAGAAAGAGAAGUUCACUUUGAGGGAAGAGAGACACGCAGAGUAGAGAAAGGCUUCAACAUACAGCAGUAUAUAUAUCCCAGAAAAGAACAGUCAGCUGGUAACGCACCCACACCUCUGUGACGUACCGUACCUGCGCAGCACAGAAAAGCUGCAACGCCCACUCUUUGCAUUUUAUUCUCACAGUGGCUGAAGUUACUGACUGACUGACCCUGAACUUCACACGUGAUCCCGCCUGUGGACUUUGAAACUAUUGACAGACAAGCCUCUGAUCUUUAAAGUUUAACGUGAACGUGUUGUGUUGAAGUAUCUGAAUCAGAAAUAGAGUAAAAAAACAAGACAUUAACACUGAACUACAUUCCUGCUUCCUGACACGAAAUGUUGAUUUAAAGAUGACUCUUUUGGUUUAAUAAUGAGCUGUUUGCUCUCUUACUAACAUUAAACCUAACAUUUCAAUAUAAAUGAACAUUAUAGAUAUAAAUAAGGCAAAUUUCACAACUUUUAACAAACUUUUCAGCCAUAGGGAACUCCUAGGACCUCUCAUUAGCUUUGAUGACAUUACAUGGAUUGCAGGACAGGACUAUUCUCUAUCUGGGCCCCCUUGGCUCUGCAUGUUGCUCAUCAUUUCCUGACUCUUAAAACCAGCCGGAGAGAAAAUGAUCAUUUUACCUCAAUAUCUACAUGCUAAUAGAAGCUAACAUUUUUGCCACUGUGUCAACAAGCAGAGAGGAAAUACGCCAGACGCCUGUCUUUGAUCGAUUUCGAUAAGAAAUAAAACGAUUCAAAGAGUUUCUGCGCUUCAUUUCAGCUUUAGUAAGAGCCGCUUCAGUUUGGAUGCACAUGAAAGUAGCUGCUCUAAGCUGAAAAUGAAAGCCUGAGAAUGUAACCAAAACAAACAAGAGGAAACGACCCUAAAUCACAGUAUUUUAUGGGUGUUAGGAAAUGGAUGUUGACAUCUGAUAGCCGGUAAUUACCCACUGUUUAUAAGGCUAGCAUGAGAAAAAGACCUCAUGGUGAAGUUUUGAACCCACAAUCUGAUUUAAAACCAGUAAACUUUCACCCGACAGGAGGUACAUUCUUACAGAUAGUCAAGAAAUUCACUUCUUUGGAUCAACAUUGUCAUAAAUUACCCGUGUGAUGUUUGGUCCAGUUCUUACUUAUCAUGGUUUGAAGUAAAACAAACACAGCCCAGGAGAAUAAGAGCUGUUUUUUUUACUUUUUCCAUUACUUUUUAACUCUUAUAAUGAUCUUCAGCCUUCUUGGUGAUAAAGAAAGAGUGUUACAAUGACUUUCCCAGAUUCUUGAAUGCACUUUUUUCCAAUUUCUCAACUUACCUGCAACAAUAACUAAAUAUUAUUUCGGUUUUUGUGCAGUGAAACCAUUCAGGAAAUAUUAAAAAAGAAAGAUAAGUGGACGAAGAGAAUAGUUUCAUGCUAUAGCAGUGACAUCGUGAAUUUUAAUGUUUGUUCCUUGAGAGUUUCAGACAGACAGAGACACAGAGAUGUUUGAGGAUAAGGUAAUCGCAGCAGAUCUCCUGGGAGGAAGCGGAGAGGCUUUAGAGAUGCAGCUGUGAUGAUGACAUCGCUGAGAGAACGAGCUCUGACCGUUUCACACAGCUGCACAACAACUCGCACAAGAUGAUAUUAAGAGCGUCGGUAUUGUGACAGCUGCUUUGUGCGGAUGAAGAAAUUAGAGCGCCGGGCGCUCUUGUCGUGGGGGGAUGAAACUCUCAGAAGUCAGAGGGGCCACUUAAAAUUCUUAGGUGGAUUUUCUCAUUUGAGCCUCUGGAUGUUGACGGGGCGGCUCUCCACGCGUCACUUUCAGGUCACAUCAUCUCCUCUGCCGCCGCUGUGAGGGAGGUCGUUAGUGACGGCUAGCUCAAGCAUAAUUCAUCGCUUAUGAGAGACUCGAGAGAAGUGACAGAUUUUAUUUGAUUCACGAGCAAAAGCAGCCGUCAGAGUUCAUCCAGCUGCAGCUUAUAAACUCUCAAUACUCAGACAUUUGUAAGUAGUUUUUAAGAAGACAAGUUGACUUCUGCAUGAACCGUGAACGCUUGUCCAAACAACUGACCACACACGUUGUCCUCUCAGCGCUCUGUGGUUGAGAGCGAUGUGAAAAUUAGGACAGAGGCAAUUUGUGGUUUGUUGGAAGUAUGAAAAGCCCUGACUCAUCGUCCAAUCACCUGAGUCACUGGCUUUAAAAUUACAGCAAUUACUGUCUGACUGCAUGUUGCAUGAAGAGCCGAACUCACCUACGCAGGUGCUUCGGUUUGUUAUUGUGUAGGUUUGUGAAUGAAGUUUUUUUUAUCUUUUGUUAUUUUUCCGUCUCCAUGAGGACAAAAAGACUUUUAGAAAGAACUGAAGUAGAAGAAGCAGAUCCCCUUCUAUGAAGGCUUCUGUCUUACAACAACAGGUUUCUACUACUGUAGUGAAAUUCUCCCCUGCUGGGUAUUAAUUUGAUUCAUAUUAAUAUCUGAAUGAGCUGCAGCGGAAAAAAGAGUGUGUGUGUGUGUGUGUGUGUGUGUGUGUGUGUGUGUGUGUGUGUGUGUGUGUGUGUGUGUGUGUGUGUGUGUGUGUGUGUGUGUGCAGUAGUGUUGUGUCGUUCGCGAAUGAUUCGUUCAAAAGAACCAAAUCUUUUAAGUGAACGUACGGAACUGAAUCACUUCCUCAGGUGAUUCGUUUAGUUGAGCUGAAGUGAGAAACAGCAUUGCCAGGCCAGCAGCCGGCAAAUGAGGGACCACACGCACCACUACUGAAUCAUUUGGUGAACGAUUCACUCAUUGAACUCCACUCUCUGGAAUCACUUUUGUCAGACAAAACUACCUUAUUUUUUCACUGCUCAAUUGCCACCACAACAACUUGCAUACAAUAGGACACAGCAUGUAACAAGUAGUGCAUUAAACCCACAGUGGUUUGUGAGGGAACGGUGCAUGUCCAGUGAACGAAUCACUCACUGACCCCAAUUUACUGUGCAGACCUGAUAAAUAGCACACCAUAGGACAGUACACUUAAAACAUCAUGACUUAUAACCAAGUUCAUUUUUACAAACCUGUUUGUCAAAGCAACGCAGCCAAACACUCUCGUCUCCCAGUCCCAGAAGCUUUGAAUCGAACUGAAUCCUGAACCGUUCAGCUGUGUCGGUCAGAGUCACAGGUUUCUCCCGCUAAAUUAUUCAGUGAUUUGGUGAACGAAUCUUUUGAACAAAUCUUGAGUGAAGUGGUUCUUGUUGAUUCAGUACAUCUAAAAGAACUGCGGUGCCCAUCACUAUUGUGCAGCCCCCAUAAGAGCCAGUUACGGACAUGCCUCGACUUGUCCUGGCGUAUAAGAGCUCUUUAAAUGAAUCUCACAGACUUUUGAGCCAAACAAAGGCGGAAAACAUUCCAGCUAUGCAGCGCAGCACCUUUCCCCUUGCACAGAGAGCAUGCUGGGACCGAGCAGACAAAACCAGCCCUGCUGCAGCUUGGACUGCAGCCAAUUGGCCCACAAUCUGAAGCGCAUGGCUAGUGUGUACACGUGCCCCGGUAUGCAUGCUAUGUGAGGCAGUGUUGAUAAAUACAUGCAUGCUUCCUGUCUGUUCACUCUGCCGCCACACUCACUUUGUAGAUCUAUAAUUAAAUACCAUUUAAGAGGUUGAAACAGCAGAUAUUUGACGCUAUGACGCACAGACUCAUACUCAAAACACGCCAGUGCUCAGUAUUUAUUCAUCCGCAUCGUAACAUAGUACCUCCAACCCCCUUCCCUGCCCCCCUUCAGUCUGUUUGUCUCAUGCACAGGUCACUGAGCCAGGAAGCAAACCGACUCUGAGCGCACAUAUGCAUGCAGACACACACACACACAUGUUCAGACUCCCACAGAAAUUAUUCCAGCAGGAGGAUUAUUGUUGUUUUUUUUUCCUGCAUAACUGACUUAGCAAAGCAGGCUGUUAAAUGAACUCCAGUCUGAAGAGAGCAGAGACAGACACCAUUGAGAAUCACGAAAAAGGUGGAUUGCCAAAAAAAUAAUUGGUAAAUGAGUCAUUUUUAAAGCAAAUUUAAGAAAAAUACAAAUUUUCAGCCUCUGAUUGGCAGGUUUUUUGUGUCGUUUUCUUAGUUUAUGGAUCACAUGUGUCUGAUUCUUGGCGCUCUUGUACCAAUUUCUCAGUUUAUGGUAAAAACACUACCCGUGUCUGCUUGUUGUGAGGUGCUCCCGGGAUGCUCUGACAGAGACUGUGUGUGCAAAGUGAAGUUGUCUCUUUGAUAGCGUGCAGCUGAGGUUUCUCUGCAGAAGUUGCCGAGCAGAUCAGACGGCAUGUGAGGAAUCUGUGUCUGAGGUCUGAAAGGCGAGCAGCUGGGAGCGGAGCAGAGAGUGUGAGGAAGUGGACGGCCCGCUGCCGAGGCACCUGUCCUCAGUGAAAGGCCCCUCUGUAGAGCCGAACAGGUGUCGCAGAGCAGUUCAACCCUUCACUCCAACACACUCUGAAUUAUAGUCAUUUAUCCGGCAGGAGCCCAGUCAAUGUUAAGGUCAUCAUCCAGUUGCCCCUCAGCCUCUACUCCUUUUGUUUUUUCUCUCAGGCGGUGAAGGCGUCCUUCCUGCCAUCCUCCUCUCCUCCAGCUGCUCUGUUUACUGCGGUGGCCCUUUAAGCAAACAGCUCAUUGACUCUGUUGAGGACACUAACUCCCUUGUGUUGUGUCUCCGGCUCUCGCUCGCAGCUCAUUUUCCAGAUAUGUCAACACUGCGUUGAUACUCUGAACCGUGUCUUCCUCCCUUUGCACAAGCGCACUAUUGAUCCAAUGAAAGAGCUGUGCAGGAAGCCGCUCUGUCAGGUGCACGUCGAGAUGGAUCGCUCAGUCGGCUCUGCAGAAUGAAGGAGCGCUUGUUCCAGACUCUCUCGGCUUACAUGCGGCGGAAAUGGGAUGUGAUCAGCUGAUUGUUGUGAUAAGUUUGCAAAAGUGGGCCAUGGGAACUCAGGUUAUCAAUUACACUGCGUAUUAUCGAGCGAAAACAGCAAAGAAGUCCAAGGUUGAUUUCUUUUAAAUUGAGUGUUUUGUCACAACCUUUAAGAGGAUGAGACAGCCGUCUUUAAAAAGAAAGAACAGCAAAUAUUUAGAUUUAAGGAGCUGAUCAGUUACCAGAAUACUAGAAAUUCUUGAUCAAACUUGGUGCAGAGCUGAAACUGAAAAGUGAUUCUCAUACAGAGCUCCUUUUUACCCUUUAUUCUUAUUCGAGUGACGAGCCGUCCCUCCUCUUUUGCUCUUUUUAUGCACCGAUUCAAAAAAACCUGGUCACUUAUCUCACUGACGCUCCCGGCAACAGCAGCAGGUUGAAGAAAUUCACACUGGAUGCACAAUGCAGCUGAGGCGCUUCUGAAACAAAGGAGGCGUUUUCACAUCAGCACCUCGCCUCGCUGAACAAAGAAACUGCAUCCACAAAGCAGAGAGGUGGACAAGUGCAGGAGGAGCCACUCACAGGCAGCAGCCACAGGAGGGCAUGUACAGGCCGGGGGCGUCUUUUGUGCCCUGAUUUAGACUCGAUCUGCAUGUGCUGCGCUCUGCAGAUUCAGACUGAUGGAGACUUAACAGCAGCCCGAGUGUCUCUGAUAUAGAGGCUGAUUAUGGGAGCAGAGGGCACUGAUUGUUUAUUUUUUGUGAAUCGGUGCAUGUGCCUGUGUGUGCUUACUGUCUGCCAACUGUGCUCCCACACACACACACACACACAGAUACACUUAAAAGCCCUCACCUUCCCUCCUAGUUACCAUGGACACAAAAGCACAGGACCUAAAAUUGUCACUGCCAGAGAUGUGCACACCUCACACACUGACAAAUCAGGAAAAGGAGCUUUUCUGCUCCGAGUUCAAUAGAAAUGUAAAUGAGUCGGAGGCAGAAACUUUACCUUGUUUAACUUUUCUUUUUAAGCAGAAAGUGAGGCUUCGAUUUGACAUCCUUUCGGAGGUAAGCAGCAUAUAGGACGAAAAGUUAAGACGACAGAGAGAAAGAGAGAGAGAGAGAGAAUGAAGUUUGCAGUUUUUCCGCCUGAGAGGAACACGAAUGACUCAUGACACAUCAGACUCGCGGCUGAGCCUCCCGCGCUCCUCGCUGCAAUAACGGUGAAUCACAGCGAUGCAGGUCUCAGACUCUGACAAGGAGAAAAAUCCAAAUCAUUAGCCUAUCUGUCUUUCUGUGACGCCUUCAGCUCGCCGUGACCUCGGACCCAAGGAGUUCAAGCGAUACAGAGACCAAUGUGCUAUGAGCUCCACAACUUUUAAAGCAAACACACUCCAAGGAUGAGUCACGCUGUGUUGACACACCACAAAAUAACGUCUGAAUUUGCUGAAUGGGACUCCUCCACCUUGAGCUAAUUAUCGGAUGUGUCACAAAGGACGCUGCACUUUUUUAUGGCGGGGUUUGGACGUUAACUGAACUGUAAUAACUUCCUCACACUGCAAAGCUGAUAAAGGUUCACCCACGUCUGCUAGAAUAAAGCAGGCCAGGUCAGGAGGCGUGUUAGCGCCUGUGUUAGCGUGGAGUGUUUCUCUGUGAAGGACAGCUGGUUAAUGACUGCAAGGCUGUUCUUUCUAGAGUUUGAUGGAGUUUAUGUUCAAAACACAAUACCAGAGCAUCACGUCGACAGUGACCUUUGACCAGAAACACUUCAGGAUAAUCUCUUCACAAGUAUACAGACACCGGUUUGGCCUAGAGACCAAGAAUGGCGCCUGAUGUACAGAGGCAAUAACUCUCAAGCAGCGUAACCUGCAGCUCCUUCACUGCAUGUCACUUCCAACGCCCUCUCUCUCCUGUUUUUCUUUUGCUUUCACUGUCGUAUCCUCUCUGAAGGUCUAAAGUGCCACUAACUCAAAAAAGAAGCAGGUAGAAUAAUAAAAAGUCAAGUUUCAAUUAGGCCUGGGAGAUUUGGCAAAAAAAAAAAACACGAUGUAUUUUGUUGUAUCGUCCGAUCCCAAUUAUUAUCACGAUUUUUUUUAACUGCCUGUUUUAAAGCAUCUGUACUAAAUACUAAAGAAACUCGAUUAGUUCAACAUUUUAUUAAGAUAUGAAGUAAAUAAAGAAUAAGAUACACUUAGAAAAAUGUAAAAAACAUUUUAACUUAACAGUACAACAAAUGUAGAUAAAUUCUAAAUAAUACAGUGAACUAGUUUACAGUCCUGAGUGUUUUAGCAGGUAUGCAAGACCCAAAAUAAGAGAUAAUGAAGAUGUAAACAUUAGAUGAUGCGAUUGAUCGCUGCUUUGGUCUAGUGGCUGCAACGCUAGUUGUGGCUAAACUGCUAAUGCUACUCGUGCCGUCAGCAGUGACAGGCUGUGCAGAAUCCGCUCACAUUUUCAUGCUUUCUGCAUAAUCAUUUGGGAGGUACUUCUUCAAAUGAUUGAACAGAUUUGUUGUGUUGUCGGUUUUUGAGGGCACCGACCGCCAACAUACCUUUCACAUCAGCUUAAUUGCUCGAUGUCACUUUGGAGAUACCAGAACCACUGCCACACAACCGACGUUGAAUAACUUCUCAACAAUAACAUCUUCGGAGGAUGACUCAAAGGCUGACAUCUGUUUUGCUGCCCUCAGCUCUGCGUUUAGCUCCACAUUCGGUCAUUCUGUUUACUUCUCUGGCAACUUACAGAAGUGAGCAGGAAAAGCUCGACUCUGAUUGGCUGUUGUGACGCACAUUUCCGCUAUGUUUGAUCGAGUAAUUAUGCUCACAGCUGAUCACCGUGAACAAACUGAAAUUUAUCACCAUCAUCGAUCACGAUCAUAUAAUCGCCCAGUCCUUGUUUCAGUCGAAUUGUACUUCUGAUUUUUACCGAGAUCUACAAAAGCCAACUAAACCACAGAAAUUAGGUGUUGCUAACCGAAAAGAAAAGGCGAGAAAAUAUUGAAGGAAGCCUCUCACUACAUAACAAAGGUUGGGAUGUUUCAUCUGCAGCCGUCUUUACUCAAUACCAGUCAAUGUUGUGUCCGAUUUUUCCUGCUAAGCAUGUUUUUAAUUGCACAGCCUUUGUUUUGGCCACUGGGUUAAAGCCAAGCACAGAAUCUUUUCUUUGCAACAUUACAACCACUUGAUGACAUUUGUAGACUUAUUUUUUUGAUUGCCUUCCAAGCACAAAGAAAGAAUAUAGACUACAUGACGGUUUGAAACAGUAAAGCUGCCAAGUAAACUAAGAGCAUCAGCAGCCUUUCUUAGAGCACAGGGAUUAAGAUGAAGAGUGACAAAAAACAGAUGUAAGGAAACUCACUGACUCUUUUUUAUUUUGCACCUCCUGCUGAACGAGCUGCGUUUGACAUUUAAUUUUGAAGCGUCUAAAAACCUCUUUUGUUGACAAAGACAAACUGUCUUGAGUCGACUGACCUGUUCCACUUCCUGUUCUAGUUUCGGGGUGAACAGGUGCAGGUUAAUUAUCAGAUCUGCGGUUUUUAAGACCUUACUGGUCUGAGGGAUUAUCUGCACCGCCCACCUGCUGUUACGGGUGGUCGGUGCAGAAAUGUGGGGAGCUGAUGUCAGCCUCUCAAUCAUGAAGUCGCUCUGCUCUGUUUUUUGUUUAACUUGACUCUCUUUGCAGACGUUGUUCUCUUUUCCCUCUAAGCUUGUUUACGACUCAUUCUUGCUCCACAUAUUUUCAAAGGAGAGACGCUCACUCUGGAAAACAAAGAAUGUUUUGAUUGAAAGGUGAUGAGCGCUGUGUUUCUCAGAGGCUCUUUCCCCUCAGGAUUUACAGCAGAUCCACGUGCAUUUAAAACAACUGUCCUCUCUCUUUGUUAUUGGCUUUGGCAUUGAGAGAAGACUCCAUAAACCAGUGAACUGAAGUGCUCUGCCUAAGAAUUGCUAUAAAAUAAGAUUCACGGUGAGAGCGUGCGGAGCAGCGGUUCAUGAGCUCAUGUGUCUGUAGGUGCUGCUGCUGAAUCGUGAAACUUUACCUCCAAGUGGCCUCUGAUUGAUGCGUUGCCUCCGGUGGCCAAAAGCUGAGUAAAUUCUCUUUAAAGAUAAACUGUCCCUCUUGGCCGUCAGGCUCGGUGAAACUUAUCUUCGCAGUUUUGGAAGCCAUAACACGAACCCCGUGGGGAGCAAAAGGAGGUCGUUACGGGGGAAUAAUGAGGCGUCAGGAUCUGCUAACAAGUCGUUGGUAUAUUCCUCCUCAUCCUGCUGCAGGAGUUAGGACAGCCCCAACAGGAAAAAAGGCAGUUUGACGCUUAUAUCACUCUCAAAUCCACGCCACCUAAUUCAGGCAGCAGCUUGUAUUGUCCCAUUACCCUACAAUGGGAUGACCUCAUCCACGGCACCUUAAUUGGAAACCUCUAGAUGUUACACCCUUUUUAUUUUAAUGGCUUUGUAACACAAAAGCCUGGUGGGAUUUUGUCCCAGAUUGAUAUUUAUAAUCUUUGCCACAGUGAGGAAAAACUCCUCCUUCACUAAAACCCUCUUCUUGCAUUUCAAUCUUGUGUCAUACUCACCCCAACGACGAAUGUAUCUGCUACUGUCCUUACCGAUCAGAGAAAGUGUGUUUGCACUGAAAUGCUACACAAAUGUUUAUCUGUGGAUUUACUGGGUAUUAACCUCCUAACCUCCGAAUCAACCAUCUGCUGGAUAUUCUGGCCGUAGACGAUACAUUAGCUCAGUCAAAAGUCUAAAAAUAGCGAUAAAUUCCUCCUAAAAUUAAGAGGAAUAGUUGGUUAUUUUGGGAAAGCACAACAGUUUAGAUCAUAAUGAGACUAAUGGAUACCACUUAGAAACAACUACUAAAUAUGGAGCUAACUUUAAAGCUAGUCAGCGAAGAUAAGCAUUCAUCAAGACUGCUAUGAAGUGGUUAUUUUGUCUGCUAAAGUUUGGUCCUGUUGAAUCAGAUUGUUCUUUCCUUCUGUUUGCAGAAUUUAUGCUAAGCUAAUUAAUGCCUCUUCCAUGCCAAGCAACAAACUUACAGUUGUUAACAAUGCACCACUUCUAAAACACAGCUGCAGACCUUAUUGACAGAUUUUAAUUUCACAUCAUCCACUUUCUGUUGUCUCUUUAAGCUGCAGCCUCUCACUGCUGCACUUCUUCAUGACUGAGACCCCGAUAGCUGAUUCAUUAAUGCCGUUUGAAGGAGAAACCAGGCAGCUAUAUGGCUAAUAGUUUUAUUUUCCAAUGCCGUAUGCAUACAGUUGGCAGGCCGCUCUCCUUUUAAUAGGCCAGGCAAUGGCUUGGCAGUCUCAGAGCCCCUCCGUCCACAGCAGGCAUUCCACAGGAUUAGUGUGGCAGUACUGCAGCUCCUGAGAGCCAGCCGCCGUCGCUGCAGAUCGCCCUUUCGAGUAGAAAUCUGCCCUCCGAGGCUGAGCUAAAAUUAGGCCAGCCAUCUGUGAUUAAAUCAGUUAAAAUUUACACGUGUCUACAACAUUUUCAAGCAUGCUUUUCUUGCAUCUAGGGCUGAGUCUGUGAAUGUCGGCUUGAUCCCUUUCUUGCUUCAUUGCAGCAUUUACAUCUUCACAAAUGUUUGUCAGUGGGUAGUAAAAUGGAGAGUGGGGUGUUUCACACCUACUGCAACCUUGACAGCAGCUUUUAGCACAUUUUCACAGACCAGAAGGUACCUCUCACAUGUGCGACAUGUUAAAGCUCAGGACUUUCAUUGAUCCGUGGGUGCAGUCCUCCACCCGCCCCACCUCUCCAAAAAUCGCGCUUCAAACCAGAUCAAACGUGAAGCGUCUCCUUUCAAGCCCUCUUUUCCUUUCAUGUACGCUGUGCAGGCCUGAAUGUGAGAGAGAGAGAGAGUGUGUGUGUGUGUGUUUGUGGAUACGCCUCUGUUAUUACGGUGGUCCCAUUUUUAUUUUUUUUUGCUGUGUGAUGCGUGGGUGAGACUGCACUCAUGCAAGCAUGAGCUCAGCUCUUGGUGGGACUCUCUCUCUCUCUCUCUCUCUCUCUCUCUCUCUCUCUCUUCCAACCCCCCACCCUGCAUUAAGAUCAGCAGCAGUUAGUGAAAGUGGAUUGAUUUUCCCGUACCACCUCCUGCACACAGUAUAUAUUCUGGCGGAUGAAAUCGACAGAGAAAACAAAAGAUCCAACAGAAUUCUCUCACUUUUGCAGAUUUAUUAUUUUGAUCGGCUGCCAAGUGCACAAGAAAAGAAUACACAGAGGUAUGAAACAGCUAAACUGUGAGUGAAAUCAGUACUAUCAGUCAACCAGCAGGUUCUUUUUUUACCAUAGGUCUCAGUUUCUGUAUUUACCGUAUCGAGGCCAUAAGCUAAUAAAGUCUAGAGAAACAAGCUAAGCAGGGCUGGAUUAGCGUUUCAUGUUAUAGCCCUCCCCUCUCUGAUAAACACUCCAUGUCAAAACCAGAUCAGACUGAUGGAGGGAGACACUGCAAGGGGAUUAUAAAUACUUGCUUGCUAUGCCUUCCCUCCUCACACACUUAAAGAUGGAUUAUUGCAACUCUUAGGCCUGCGCUCAGCCUGCAGAUGGCUGCUCCUCCUCCCUCCGGCCCUCCCUCUGUCUGCUCUUCCAUCCAUCCAUCCUGCCUUCCUUUCCUCUCCUCUUCCUACUGUUUUUGCAGACAGCUUGUUCUCUAGCAGGUGCUUCUUUCCCUUAUGGUUGUUAUCACGGCGGCGUGUCUAAGCUUCACCUCUGGCAUUUUGAUGAGUCAUCGUCUGAUUGCUCACAAAUUGGAAACGACCAUCUGAAUUCGCCUCGCCAGCAUGUCAGAGCUACUUUUAUCAUCGCGCGAGUAAAUACUUCCAUCCAGGAAACGCACAACUGUUAUCAACAGAGGAACCAAAUUAACGAGUAACACAGAAAUCCACCACCUACAGACAAUGCUGGGAAAUCCGUUAUGUAAUCGCCUCUUAUUACUCAACAACUGCGACAUCAUUCAUUAUGGAUUCCUCCUAAAACACUCUAAGUAUAGAUUUGGAUGUAUUAAAGGUUUUCAUAUUUAAAAAAUUGACCUACUUAAUACUUCAAAUCUUUAAACACCGAUAGACAGGAAUUGUCCAUCUUUAUACUUGAACAUAAGUUAAUUUAAACUACAGCUAACUCUUUCCAUUCUUGUUUUAGAAUCCAACAUCCCUGGAAAAGCUUCCCCCUAAAUGCCUGUUGUAUGUUGUGUCACGCUGUUACACCACCAUCUUACCUCUAUCCAGAGUUGUAGCUCCAGUUAACAGCGUCUGUAGUGCUACUCUAUCCAGAUUCCUGCUGGUUCUGCUAAUGUUCGCCACACUAGACGGACUAUUUUGACAAACUUAGAGAUCCAGCGUUGAGCAGUGUUAAAAAUAAAGCUAAUUUGGACUGUUUCUCAACUGUUGUCCAAACUUUUAGCUGGUUGUUUCAUAUCAGAAUUAAGAUUUUUUUUAAACAUCAAGGAAACUAACCCCUUUGAAAGGACCUGAAGAGAAACUACUCUACAAGUGUCCCAACUUUGCACAUUGUUUGUCCAUUUCUCUUCAUUCAUUAGGGCCUGAGACGACAGUAAAGCUGUGCGGCGAAGUUCUCGAUCAUUAUUAUUAUUAUUAUUAUUAUUUUACGGCCUCUGAAAAUGCAAGUUUGACCCCCUGAACAACCUCGAAAAUUCCCGAAAAUUUGCAGGCAAGUCAGGAUCAGGAUGUGUUAGUUCACACUCAUACACAUAAUGAAGUCUUUAACUGGCAUGGUUUAGCUUAGUAUAUAUGCCUCAACAUUAAGAGCUCAGUCCUGCCAGUUUAAGGGGAUUUGGGGUUUUGUACUUGUGCUGAAAGAAUAUAAUGCAACAAAUGAUCUUCUGUUCCUAUCUUCUGCAAAAUUUUUAGCCAGAGGUAUAAUUUAUUUCCACUGGUGGGCUGUAGCAACUCAGGUUCACAUUUAUAUUACCUUUUUUAAUGUAUUUUUGAUGCAGCUGCAAAGCUGACAUUUCAGCAAAACAAGCUGAGAAUUUGUUAACCUUUGGAUGCUUUAUAUCCCGAGUUGUGAACUCGCUCACAGAUGGUUUAUGCUCACAAAUGUCAGCACUGUGAGGUGAACUGCAAGGAGACAUGGCUAUCAUUAUGUAAGCAGAGAUGGCAUGAGGAUGGCCUCAGGUGUCCUGGCAGGCAGGAUCAGCUCCGUAUACCGUGCAGUCAUAAAAAAAAUAAUAUCUCUGCACUGGAUUGUUACAAAGGAGCAGAAACAAGAUCCAGCAGCCUAAAAAAAUCUCUCUUGUUCACGUUUUGUAGGUAGUGUGAGUGUAGCUUCUAUUAAAACCAUCCUUUUGAAAGUUUUUUUCUUUCCCGGUCCCAGUGAGUGUGUUACAUGGGGUGCUUGAGAUGAAGCCAGGGAAAGAGGCCAGACAUCCACCCACACACCACAUACACUCUCGUAGUAGUGUCUUUCUUCCACUUGCAUCAUUUCUCAUCUCUUUUGGCAAAGCAACACAAUAAAAAAAUAGUAUCCGUCUGGCAAAGGAAGCAUAAAAUAGAGAUUUUAAACUCUGCCUAAAAGUUUAGCUCUGCUUGAUUGGUAUGAAUAUGUGGUAAUCACCUUUAGAUGCGGUUUGAUUUUCCGCCUGUCUUUUUAGGGUUGUCUGACACUGAGUCAGAUGUGAUUUAUUCUUGUCUAGCUGAUGACCAUGACCUGCAGACUGUCAGCCAUUGUUACCUCAUGUGCAACAGCUGCCAGUGGCUGUUAAGAACGAGCAGAGGGCGUCAGAUGAGAUUUUACAGGUGUCAUAUUUAGAAAGAGCCUCAAAUCUCAACAAACCGGUUCCUGGAAUCCAUCUGAAACCGUAUCGUAAAAUGUAUACUUUGGGGAAUCACGUCUCACUUGCACGAGAGUAGAAUCAGCUGGAUGACUGAAAAAGAUACAUAUCCUUUAUCCAGCAUAGACUGAAACAUAGGGCUAUACAACGUAAGGACAUAAGACGAAGUCCACAGAUGAUCUUAAAUCAUUUCUGUAAAAUUACAGAAGGGCGAGAGGUGUUUGCGGACAGGAUACUCCUCUUCAAGGUUCAAGCAUCCUUUGCUUAAGUGGCUGAAAGGCUUUGCUGGGUCUCGAAAGGACAAUAAUAAGAUAAACAAGGAGUAGAGUCAGUUGUCCUUCAAGCCUUUGUGUCUGACUCGCUUACAGCUGAAGAUGCUAAAAUUAGCCUGAUUCAAAAGAACAGAAUCGCAGUCAGCUCUGCAGGCCAAGAACACAUAUUUGGUCACUUUCAGUUCUUGGCACCGGAAAGGACAAAACAGCGAAGAGAUGGGACGACAAAAGGAUUAAGAAGUAAAGAUAGUGAAAAGGCAGAAGGAUGUGGGAAAAACGUGUAAAUGAGACAGCAGCUCCAGUUUUAGACUGAAGACGAAGACCUUCAUCGCUGGUCCAUCUGCCAUCGAAAAUCUUAGAAAUGUGCCUUUUUCUGAUAAGCAGGCCAAGCUCUUGACAUUUAGAGCUGCAUUUAAAGAUUUUGUGUCAUUAAUGAUUGUUAUAAAGUCACCCAUUAUCUCUUUAAUCGACCGAAUAGUUGUUUUGUAAAGUCAGAUUUACUGUUUAGAUAAACCAACACUCCCGAAAACCUCAAACUUAUAAAUUCACCAGGAUGGGAAUUGAAGGAAAAACAGUUUUGAUCAUUUCUCAGCUGCUGUAUAAAGAGUUAUAAGAUGACCUAUUCAUGCACAUUAGACGCCCUAUUAAAAGCAGCACCAUUAAUAUCAAGGAAGGGUUUAUACACAAUAUAAUCUCCGGCACCACACAGGUACAAACUGCUUUUCUCAGAGGUAUUAAUUCCCACAUAUUAGCCUGUCACGGCAUCGUUCUGUGUGGCUGUCUCUCUCCCCCCGACACACACACACACUGAUAAAGCUCGUGAAGGAGCAGUUGAUCCACCUGUGGGCUGAUGUGUCAUCACAAACUCUGUGAAAGUUGGAGCCGCUCCGCCCUUUCCAGACUGCAAAAGAGCUCGGCUUGAAGCCAAACUGGCCGCGGGCGAAAGGAGCUCUGCACUGAUGGGGUAUCAGGUUGCACAGGUGGAAACACCACCCGGCCUCAGCCUCUGUUACUCCAGCUCACUUAGAGUCACCGUAGAUCUUACUGAGGUGUUAAUCCGGCUGGUGGUGCGGACUACGGGAAAUUAGCAUUCAAGUUUUUCCAAAGAUUAAGUUGGUGUCAGUAAAAGUAAAGUAAAAUAUACAUAAAUAUACAACCAUUUACAGACUAAAACUGUUGUAUUCUGGUGUUUUAAAUUGCCUCAAACAAAAAAACCCGACUCCCCUCCAUGGGCAGUUUCUUCAUUUUCAUUUGGAUGAAAUAAAAGUAAAUUGUGGGUUGUGGUGAGACAACUUUAGAGACAGCUUUGAAAACACAAAAUAAACCGUUAAAUCUCUGGAACAACAAUUUGCUUUUUUUUCUAUAAACAAAGUGCAAUAACUGCCCAAAGUCACACAUAAUUAAAUAUCAGAGCUAAACUGCAAAGGUCCUUGAUUUUUCCAUCCUAAAUGCACCUACUUUAAUCAAGUACUUAAUGCAGAAGAAGCAGUCUGAGCUGGUUUGUAAGAUCUGUUUCCAAACUUUAAGAUACGUUUGGAUUGAUUGAGGUCACUUUUAGACGGAAACGGUCUCCAGAGAAAACGGAAAAAUUUAGUUUCGUUUAGGGGGGUCCGUUUAGACGGCAACUGCGUUUUCAGGAGAUGAAAACGUAACAAAGUGAAAACCCCCUCCAGAGUGGAAAACGCUCUGCUAGUCCCGCUUUCGUCUAAAGCACAAAAACGCUGAAAACGGUCAAACCUGUGACGCCAUGGCUCACGUCGGCUCACUUUUAUGACAUCAUAGCCAUGCGCAGCUUCCUUGAAAAUAACAACAGCCGUGCUAGACAUUCGAGUCGCGCUGUCGUUAUUAUUGAACGGGCAGGAGCUCAAUUUCGACCUGUACAGAAUCCUCACGGAUCAUACUGCUCAGCAGAGGAGGCGUCGGAAUUAUUUGCAUCAAAUAAUUAAUGUAGAACGGAAGUUUUUCUACAUAUGCGUUGUUGGUCUGUAUGAGAGCUCGGUCAUACCGACACGCGUCACCUAGCGACCUGGCAUGCACAUUACAGCGUUUUCAACCACAUUGCGUUUUUGUGUAAACACAGCAUAAAAACUGAAAACAAAACGGCACUUUUCUGAUUUCUAUGAAGACUGUUUCCAUCUAAAGUGGCCUUAAUCAAGAACUUGAACCUCCAGUCAGUAAAUCACGGUUCAGUAAUGUUUAUGUAUCGAUUAUCGUGGCAUUUAUUUCUUUCUCAGGUUUUGUUUUCUCCGGGCAGCAUCCAAAACCCCCAAAGAAUCAAGUUUAAUGUUGAGAAAAGUCUGUCAAUAGUUUCACUUUUUUUCUAUCGGUUAGCUUAUUGAUAAAUCGAGUAUUUCCAGCUCUUUUUGAGAUUUUCCCGUCUCUAUAAGACUCUAUUUUAACAAUAGGAGGAUCAGAGUAGAGAAAUCGCUGCUUCACACAGUCUUAGACACACAAACUCAAAAGCAGAUGGAUUUGGGGGAUUAUGGAAACUCUCACUCUGAGAUGAAACAAAAUUCCACUUUCCUCCAAACUUCCUGCGAGGAGUUUAGUUUCAGCUCUGAGACUCCGAGCCUGCGCAGAGGCCGCCGUUGGAAUUUAAGGUUUUGUUUGUGUGUAUAAAUGUUAAUCCCGGUUAUAGCUUGAAUAGACAAAGAGGGUUUAGCAUCAGGAUGAACAUGAAAGCUGUUAGCGAGCUCUAGCAGUAGAUAAGCAGGAAGAUCAGUCAGAGUUCAUGUUGUUAUCUGAGUCAAUGAGAAAAUAACUUGUGUGACAGAAUCUGUUUAGAGUGUUAAUGUGCCACAGACUGGGUUUCUCCAAAGACCUCAUGCUUUUGAUUUAGUUUGUUUAGUGAGUCUGGACAGCCCUGCCCGCUACAAUGGCAAACACAGGGAGGUUUGUUUAGGAGUCUCUCUGUUAGUUAAUAAGGAGCAGCUUCUCAAGGUUACCCGUGGUCCUGGUUUGCGUGAGGAGUCGGCCUGUCGCCAGCAUGUCCCCUCUGUGUGGCCUGCAGGGAUAGUGGCUUUAAAAAAAAACCACCCAUCCGCUCCGCACCAGUGAGAUUACACCUGAGGGAUUUGCAAUUCUCACCGUCUGCCUGUCAGGAGCCGUGCGCGGAGUGGAGAAGCAUGUUGUGACGGCUGAAUGAAUGGUCGGCUGUUUAAUCUGUGCCAGCGAAGAAGAUUUGAGGCCCCGGGGAGAAGAGAGGGGGCAAUAAGAGAGGAGAGAGAGUUAUGCUCGGGUCGAACAACGGCUGCAUUUCACCUGGAUGGAGGUGGCUGUGUUUUGCUGAAGCUAACACAACAUGAUGACGCGCGUUCCCCUCCGUGACAGUGAACUUGAGGUGAUUUAAACGCGAUCAUCCCGGCAGCGGAGCAGCUGUGGAGCCUCUCUCGGUACGAGCAGACAGAAGGAGGCAAUGAAAUUUUAAUGAGGUGAUUGUAUUAUACAGUUUGCUGUCCGGACUUAAGCUGCUCCCCUGUGACAUCAAGACAAGACACUGAAGUGCUUGUUUAUCGGCCUCUAACCUCGGCAUGUUGUUUCUCUGGGAGGGUGUGAACUGUGGUCAGAGAUGAGUGCUGGGAAGACAUUUGUGUGAAACUUGUAUUAAAAGCCGGUGCAAGUUCCCACUUGUACGGAUGUUACCCAGAAGCGUUCUCCCUUUGGGCUUUGUGUUACACCACUCCUUCAACUACACAUUUAGGCUGCGACUUGUGAUUAAUGCCACAAUUAGGCUAACAAAGGGCCCCCAAGGACAUUUUUAUAACUAACAAAUUAAUUCAAUGUGAAAAAUACGAGGUGGAUGAAUUACGGAUGUACUUACAGCCCUGUUCGGUUAUCUUUAAUUGUCCCUGUGUCCUGAAAAGUGAAAGAAAGUGUUUGAUGGUGCUCUGGGUGGACUGAACUGGAGCCUCAGCCCGGCUUACACAGUUAAUGUGCUGUCACAAAGCAGCACUGAGUUUGACUCACAGGCAACCGAGAGAGAGAUUCGAGCAGUAUUAUCAGCAGUGGGUCCCGUACAUGAGUGUGCGGCUCCAGGAGCGUCUCUCCUACCAGGGGUGGAAUCAUCCUGACAGUCUGUGACUAGGCUCUUUUCGCCUGUCUGCCUCUCUGUGCGUCAGAUACGGGACCGAGGAGGACGAGGCCUCUGGCUGUCCCCUGUCCGGAGCUGAGAGCGUGUCACCUCCUAUCUCCUCUGGGUUGCCUGUUUGUGGGACAGGCGUUGCGCUCUAUCCUCGUCCCCCCAUGGUGGGCGAUAGCGAUGAGUACUGUAAAUGACUUCACACUACACAUGAAAUGCUGACUGGGCUCUACGAGCCUCUAAUCGAUUGACCCUGUUUUAGAGUCCGUUGUGGCUUGUUAAUUGGUCUCUAGCUCCCUGCUGACACAGUGACCCUAAUGGAAGGGAAUUACUGCUGUCUCGUCAUGCAUUAACCUCCCUCCUUCCUCCACCCCGGUCUUUCAUCACUCCUCCUUCCCUCCCUCUUCGUCCUAACCUCUGCUCCCCCCUCCCCCUCCUUUGGCUUACUCCCUGGUUUCAUAGCAGCUGUGUGGACGGGGCGAAGUGCACAUGCACUCCCGCUCCGUCACAUGUCCUUGUGCCUCUGGGAGUCUCGGUCAGGUGACUCUACAGCCAACCUUAAUAAAGCACCCAGGGGCAAACACUUAAUGUUUGCACACUAUUGUCCCUUAAUUAGGUUAAGCAUAGUUGAGGUAUGGUCGGGGUCAAAGGAGGCCUCAUUGCAUGGGGGAUCAGCUCAAGCUUUAAACAAAACAAAACACAUUUUUGUGACUCUCAACAGUCUGUGGAUUCAGCAGAAAUUCAGCAAAAAACCAAAUCGGGCAUGAGGGCCGCAGUUGAUGAUUAUCGUCAUUUUCUGCUUGUCAGAUUCCUGCUGCAGGGUCAGUUUUCUUUGAAUAACAUUCAUCCAAAAAGUUUUAGGGUUGUAACUCAAAAAUGGAACAAAAGCAGCUUCUUUUCACUGAAUCUUUGCGUUUUUCUUGGACUUGAACCAUCAAUAAGAUAACAUCUCUCAACAUAAAGAAGGUCUAUGUAGGCGUCUUUAAUCAAGAAACAGCAGGUGGUUUAGGACAGUCAUCUGAAGAGAUUAACCAAUGAUUGACUUUUCUUUUUUUUUUAUUUUUGCAGUUUUAUUGUGUGUUUGUUUCAUGCAUAGUGUGGGAGUGGGUGUGCAUGGAGACUUGGUUAGCAGCUCCAUUAUUACCAAGUGUGAAUAUUUCAUGACAACAUCAGGGUUGCUGCAUUGUAAUACGGCUGUUAAUGAUCCCUUGUACUCACUCAUUUGCCCUAAAACAGGCCUGGGACGCCUCAAAAACUGCACAGGGGGCCUGUUGUAGAAUUAUGGUUUCGUUUUUAUUUUUGGAUUUAAUUGCUGGAGGAGGAAAAGGGAAAAAAAAACUCUCCUCCCUGUCGCACCGGCAAACCAGCAAAUUGUUGUUUUAUCCUGGGGAAGAGCCUAGAGCAGGAAGGCGAGGUUUACUCUGCUUUAUUCUCAGAAACUAGCACAUUGUUAUCCAGCCUGGAAACAAGGGGAAAAUUAAACAUUGAAAGCUGCGAGAGAAGUAGGACUGAAGUAGACGCUCGGUUAGCCCUUUAGAUUCACCCCUUAUUCUCUUGCUUUUGUCUUCUGCUGCAAUAAAAAUAAGAGCAAAGAAAUCGUGAAAGGUGAAGAUGAAAAAGCCACAGUCAUUUCAGCUAAAGGCUCGCAGAUCUGACUUUAAAGUGCCGUCUUUUUCAGUCGAACACAAUGAUGAGUCAGAGAACUUCUCAUGUUUAAACUGUCUGAAAAGACCGAGUCAAUCUCAGGGCAAUGCAGCGCCGCUUUCACACACUGUCAAAGGAGAAGUGCCUGGUAGCUCUGUCUCCGUCAGGGUCAAAGUUAGUAAUGUUACUCACAGCUGAAAUGUACUUCAGAAAUGACUGAUGGUCCUUGUGGAGUUAUAAUGAGGAGUUUUUGUCUGCAGUCAUGUUGUUUUUUUUAGGCGGGAUCCAAUAAUAAACAAACUUUUCUGUCUUCUUACAGUGAGGGCGUCUUCAAGUGUCCAGAGGAUCAGCUGCCGUUGGACUAUGCCAAGGUAAGACAUCAUGAACUGAUGUUUGGUGCACAUCUAGACUAGAAUACUGAUAAUAAAUACCAAUAUUUGCAGGCUUGUUAUCAUGUAGCCUGCAAAUAUUCUGGAAACAAGCACUGAAUUUGACCCAAAAGUUCCUCACAGGAGCUCUAAAGGAUAUUAUCUUUUCAAACCAGAAGCAGUUGGAGGUAUUGCGAUUAUUUGCUGACAGAACUUGUUAAAACUUGAAAUCUAGAUAAUCAGGAGGAUACCAAAUACAUCCGAAAGAGGACAGUUAGGUUGUUUGACUCGAAAACAAAGAUCUAAAAGAUGUGGAGGAAGCAACUCUAGUAAGUAUAGCCUACAGCGGCAGAAAUGUGAAUAAACUUAUUUGCAACGGUUCAGCCAGUAAAAUGCAAAUUAGAACGGAGCCAGUGAGCUGAUGGUGACACGAAUAUAGUCCUGCCAUGUUAGAUCUACAUAUAGUCGGGGAAUGAGAUGCAAAUAACCAGAUUUUAGGAGGAAAAGCAUUUCAUGGUUGGAUGGUACUUUGACUUUGUAACGGAGUGUUUGUCCUGGUGAACCUCUGAAAACAUAAUCCAGAGUCAGAGGUUACCUUUCAUUUCAUUACAGUGAGAAAGUAGAGCGCUUAGCUGAUCUGGACUGCUGUGUGUUAUUCCUAAAUAAAUCCCUCCAAAACUAGGAGAGGAAAACUGUAUCUGAAUUUCAACUGAGCUUUUGUCCCCUUUGUUUUUUAAUCAGAUUGUGCCCAGGGGGGAUGAAGCCGUAGCAGUAGAGAUGGUGACUAACUGUAUUCAGACUCAGAGGAUGUCUCUCUCUCUCUCUCUCUCUCUCUCUCUUGCACGUGAUCUCCACGUUGUAAAGCGAAAAUAGAGCAGCAGAGGGAAAAAAAAGCUUACUUUUGAAGUAUGCAUGAGAGACCUACAAAUGAACAGCUAAUGAUCUACCCUGUUUCUGAGCUGCAGUAAAAGCACACAGCUCUCUUUGCCUGUGCAGUUUGUUAGCAUUAGCUUGAAUUAGCCAUGAAGGCAUAAACCCAAAGCUUGCAGCGGGACCAUCCUGUGCAGCAGUGCGGGUCUGCAUGCUGUGCUGAGAGCGAUGGAGGCGCCUGUAAUAGCAGGGACUCAUCCCGGGGAAGGAUGUGCUCAUGGCACACCUGUCAGACGUUGUUAUUUACCCUCGCAGGCUUCCAGUCUCCUGCAAAUUACCCCGUCCUGGUGGUCCACUCUCAGGGUUUUUUGUUAUGCUUGCUGCACACCGUCCUUUUAAAAUGAUGCACGUUCACAUCCCAGCAAGAACGAGAGCGCUGCAGUCAUUAAAGCGCCGCUGUAGUAGUAGAGAGACUAACAAUGGCUAAAGCAGACAGAAUAAACCCUCAAGUUGGAGCUCCGAAGAGCUUAACCCCCCUGAUCUGCCUGGGACUAAGUUAUUAAAAGGUCAUCAUUGCCGUCUCCCUGCAGAUUCCAAGACUGGAACAAUGAGAGAGUGUUUCACUUUGCUUUAGAGGAUUUUGCCCCUUUUUGCCUCUGCUGAAAGAAUGUGAUAAUGGCUGCAAAAAAAAGGAAAACAUCUGCUUCUCUGUACAAGUGGAGUGAAGCAAGUCAAGCAUGUGUUUAAAUAUUUAUACAUAGCUGUGUUUCUACAGAGCAUAAUUAACAGGUUUGGAUUCGACUUUAAUACUCUUGUGUAGCUUGGCUCGGUCUUUUUCUAACACUGUUUUAUUGUGGAUUAGUGUCAAAAUUAACUUUUAAUUUGAAAGCAAUUGCUCCCAUGUUUUCAGCGCAGAGGCACGUGAGCACGGUUCCCGCUGUUCCUGAGCUGUUGUUUGUUUAGAGGGCUGUUGUGACAUUUUGUUGAAGUGGCUUUUCUUGUUUGACCAGCAGUGCUCUGCCUGUGUGACAGUAUGGGGGGAUGGAGAUGCAGAGCAGAGCAGUAAAUCCUCAGGACGGCGGACUUGAGGGGAAGAUUUGGGGUGUUUGGGCCAAAAACUGACUCAUACUCAUCGCUCAGUGACCACAGAGAAAAUAAAUCUUCUCCUCCGCUCUCUCAAAGGUCUUAUAAAGCUGUAAAGAUGCUCAUUAUCACUGCAGUGACGGGGCGACAGACUGCUGCUUUCUGACACAGUAUAGUGUUGAGGAUUGUGCAGAUGAAGGCUUCACAAUCACACUCUUAUAUAUGAUGUUAAAACCGACAUAUUGCACCAGAAAUACACUGCUUCGAUUGACUAGUUUGGUGACUGGCACUGACUUGACAUCUACAUACAUGUCAAGUAGUUUAAAGGAUGUUGUUUAAUUAAAAAAAAAGCUAAAUUUAUUGUUUUGAAGAAAGUCAGAUGUUGGAGCUGAUCGUCCUCUCGGCUACAACGGUAUUUUUAUCUGCAGCCGUACAGAUGACCUUUGAGUAAUCAUGUUUAUUUCAGGAUUCGGAUCAAGACGGUGACAUUUAUUAAAGCAAUGACUGUCAGUUCAUGAAGGUUCACAGUGCCCUGACAGAGCAGGGUUUAACUCGGGUCAGAAUCAACAUUUGACAAACUGACGUCCUGAGUAUAGAUAUAGAGCUCACAGAUACAAAAUUUACAUUAGUUCAUGAUGCAAACUCACACAUCUUUGCGGAGUGACAGUGGUGUAUAACAGUCUUUAAGCUUGACACGUCCUGUAUCCUCCUUUCAGAUCUACCCGGAUCCAGAACUGGAGCAGCAGAUCCUGGCGCUGCCAAUCCGCUGCAUCCACAGUGAGGAGGGCUGCCGCUGGACUGGCCAGAUGAAGCAGCUGCAGGUGAGACUCGUAUUUCCUCUUGAUUUAUCUCUGCUGCCUGAUCAAACAUGCAUCUCAUCUUAUCUCCCCCUCAUACCUGUUGCCCCCCUCUCUCCCUCCCUUUCUUUCCUCCCUCACGUUGCAUCUUCUUGUCUCUUGGCAGCUUCCUGGCUGAACGCCCGACAUGUGGUCGUGUGUGCGUAUGUGUUUUAGUGAGUCUGACGUUGUUGUUGUAUCUCCCUCAGGGCCACUUCUCCACCUGCGCCUUCAAUGUGAUACCCUGCCCCAACCGCUGCUCUGUCAAGCUGACGCGCCGCGACUUGCCCGACCACCUGCAGCACGACUGCCCCAAGCGCAAGGUCAAGUGCGAGUUCUGUGGCAGCGAGUUCACCGGUGAAGCCUAUGAGGUAAACAGAACCCCUCCUCCGAUCCUGUUUUUUUCCCGCUGGAACACAGCAGGAGCUGGACGUAAACAACCCCGAGUGAUGCCACAUAAUUUCCAUGCUCGUAUGAAAGACAUCUUUGAAAGCGAGUCAGCAGGAGGGACUCGAACACGUGUGUUCCUGCCGGUCUGUUUGGAAAUAACACAAGAAGCUGUGACUGGGUCUUUUAUACGGGAGAAGUUUUCCUCUGUGGGCAGGAUGAAGUUCCCCAGAGUCUCCUCACUAACACCUUUCCACCACACGGCCCCUCCUGUGUUUACUCUGCCCCCUCUGCACACAGUCACCCUCUGGCUCUUACAGUGGAAUAACAGUCGUGUUUACAACUCUAUUUCCCUUCAAUCCUGAAUAUAUGCUAUCUGUAUCUCUAUCACAGAACCACCAGGGUGUGUGUCCUCAGGAGAGCGUCUACUGUGAGAACAAAUGCGGGGCCAGGAUGAUGCGUCGUCUGCUCUCCCAGCACAGCAUGGCCGAGUGUCCCAAACGCACGCAGCCCUGCAAAUACUGCGGCAAGGAGUUUGUCUUUGACACCAUCCAGGUCAGUCUGCCGUCACAUCCUGUGACAAUCAGUCUCAAAUGUAGUUAUUUUUGGCAGGAGCAAGCCAGGUAAGUGCCAAGUCCUAUUCAGAGUCAAAAUGUGACUCCUGUCACUUUGGAUGCACCUGUCACCUGUCCUGCAUGUGACUCAUGGAGGGUUUUCAGCCUCAGCAGAGCCGCUGAAGCUGCAGGAUGUUACCUUCACGGUGUCACUGUUGUGUGGCAUCUGGAUGAUAGUAUGAAUUGCGAUCUGCUCGCAGGGCUUUAAUGUGGAAACACUUGCCUUUGGACACAGGAGGAGGCGGAGUCGUUUUACAUUAAAAAACAGAGAUCUGAAUGUAAAGAUGUAGUUUGGCCCAGUUUAGUCUGUAGAUACAACAGCUGGAGUCAUUUUCCCCUCUGACACUGAUGAGAUAUCAGCUUUUUUGCUCCUCACAGCCGAAGAUUUUGUCUUAUAUUCUUGCAAAUUGAAUAAAAAUGUUGAUUUUAUAAUGAGAAGAAACAAUAGUUGUAACCUACUGAUACUUUUAAUUUACCUGCUGAUUUUUCCCUGUUGAGUAAUCUGGCCAGACUACAUGUUAACUCUCCAAAUACUUCCUCCGUCUCAUCAGUACAAACAAUGUUAAAUCAUUUGAGGGCCAUCAACAGUCCCAUCUCAGUCAGCUAAAGGGGUUUUAUCACACUGAUCAUGAGGACAUACUGGGUUUUACAUGUUCUAACUGGCAGCUCAGUCUUGUUUUGUUCAGUUGGUGAAUUCUGGGUAAACAUUUUCCUCUGGUUUGAUGUUGCAGCCUCGUUUUUAUCACUCUGUGUUUUGAGAACUUUCAAGGACAGCUUUCCCUUUGCAGCCAUUAGUUUGCAACCCCACUGUGCAGCGUCCCUGCUGUGAGGCUGAAGUGCAGGCGUAUUAAACACUGUCCCCAUUCCCCUCUGCAGAACCAUCAGUACCACUGCCCUCGCUUUCCUGUCCAGUGCCCGAAUCAGUGCGGCACGCCCAACAUCGCCCGGGAGGACCUGGCCAACCACGUGAAGGACAACUGCGGCAGCGCGCUGGUUCUCUGCCCCUUCAAAGAUGCAGGCUGCAAACACAGAGUAAGACUGACCCACAUCAUUCAACCUUUUCCUGUAUUAUUCCAGCCCUCUGGAUGUUGAUUUAUGAUGAUCAACUGGCCAGUUUGCUUUUCUUGGAUUUUCUUUCUUUACAUAUCCUCCAUGUCCCUGCCUGCUGCGUCCAAAGUAAUGAUUUUCGCCUUCUUGAACAUACAGUUCUGUGCCUGCGGGGUCUAUUUUAAUAAGAGCAACACGUUUAUAUUCUGAACACGCAAUGAUGUCUAUUUUUGAAGCUGACGUCAAUCAAAAGAGAAGCGGCGGAUGUGCAUCAUGCUCUGCGUGUUAGCAUGUAGAGAGCUUGAUUUGAUACCUACAGAUGGCUUGAUUGAAAGCAAGAACAGUAAUGACUAAUCUUAAUAAAGCCUGUCUUGGCAACGUUCAGUGUGUGGCUCAGAAAUAGGUGCACCUCAUGUAGUCACGUUGAGUUUUUUUACAUAAGAUCAAUUAAAGAUCACAUUUAUGCAACGAGGUUUGUAUUUUUUAUUCACAAUUUGCCACUGAAGUCAAUUUCCUGAACUAAAACCACAGACAAGAAGUUACAGAUUACGCCUGAAUACCCAAAACAGGAGGCAGAAACUGUGAUACCCUAAAUUAGGAUAUUUAUCAGCAGCUUCUAGAUGAUUGAUCUCUACGCUUUCUUUUUGCAGUGCCCCAAACUCGCUAUCGGUCGUCACCUUGAGGACACCACUAAGUCUCACCUGACUAUGAUGUGUAACCUGGUGGGGCGCCAGCGACAGGAGAUCCUGGAGCUUCGAAGGGAGAUGGAGGAGCUGUCCGUCAGUCACGAUGGCGUUCUCAUCUGGAAGCUUAACGACUAUUCCCGCAAACUCCAGGAGGCCAAACUCCGGAGCAACCACGAGUUCUUCAGCCCGCCCUUCUACACCCACCGCUACGGCUACAAGCUGCAGGUGUCCGCUUUCCUGAACGGUAACGGCAGCGGCGAAGGCUCCCACCUCUCCGUCUACAUCCGGGUGCUGCCCGGUGAGUACGACAACCUGCUGGAGUGGCCCUUCUCCUACAAGGUGACUUUCUCCAUCCUGGACCAGAGCGACCCCUCGCUUUCUAAACCCCAACAUAUCACCGAGACCUUCAACCCCGACCCCAACUGGAAAAACUUCCAGAAGCCCAGCAGCACCCGCAACUCGCUGGACGAGAGCACACUGGGCUUUGGCUACCCGAAAUUCAUCUCUCACGAGGAGAUCAAGAAGAGGAACUACAUCCGAGACAACUGCAUCUUCAUCAAGGCCUCUAUAGAGAUCCCCCAGAAGAUCAUGGCUUAAGAUACAAGACAGUGAAAGACUGGAACUGACACUUAACCCAACAGACACUUGGACACACUUACCCUUUAGAGACUUUCUGCCCUUGCAGCCUCUCCACCACAGAGCUUGAAGCGAGUCUGUCUGGCUGUACGAGCUAACUUGGAGGACCUUGAUUUAUCACAGAGGAGAAAGUGUUUGGUCCGCAGAGCCAUCACUCUCUGGUCUUUCUUUUUUUUUUAUAUUAUUUUUUAAAAAUCUGUUUGCUGACCUUUUAUCACAGUCUACAACAAAACGCCUUGGAAAUCAAACAGUGCCUAGAGAGUUUAUCUUAAGUUAUAUUUUUGUUGUUAUUUCUGCAGUACAGAUGUUGAAGAUUAUGGAAGAGAUAUAAAAGAAUAGGAGUGAAGGGCUUCGCUAAGCCUCUGCACUUAGAAAGUAAAGAAGCUGGUUCGAGAGUCCCGCUGGGGUGAUCUGAAGAAGAGGGAGCUCAGCAGACUCAAGCUCAAGCCCAACUGCCUUUUGUUUACAUGCUUAUACAGUGUGCUCCCGCUGAUCCUUCUGCAAACACAGAGCCCUCGGUGAGAGACUUCUUGUGAUGUCUGUUGACACACAAACCCAGAUCGAUGUUUUUGAGUCAGAAACUUGCAGCUUCAAUCAAUUUGACGAGGUUUUAAAGGAAUACUUUUGACGUUUCGGAUGAGCUGGAUGAGAAAAUCAAUACCACUCUUGUGUCCGUUCACUCUGCUUAGCACAACAACUAAAAACUAACUUAUAAAACAAGAGGCUAAACAAGGAGGUUAACCUGCUUUUGGCUUUAACUCCAUAUUUAAAAGCAGUAUUUAGUCAUGUAAAUAUUUGCAGUAUUUACAAGAACCAGAUAAGAAGAAUGACAAAACUCGGUAUGGUUUGGUUAGGAUGGAUCUACAACCAGCACCAUGAACUCCAACUUUGUUGCCUGUUACUGCUUAUUGAAUCCACACUAAAAUGAUCUCCGUACAGAGCCAGAAUCAGGUUAAUAUUACGCGCGGCUAAGCUUGAAUAGUGAAAAGACAGUUUAGCUCAGCAUAUAGACUAGAAAGAGAUUAAAACAAGCAAGAAAUGAUGUUAAUAAAUGAGCUUAAAAGGUGCUUGAAAGUUGAUUGUGUUACCAUGAAACAAGCAACCCACUGAGCAUUUUUCGGUCUAAAAGAGGUCUAAUAGACGUCUAACUGUAGCCUAGAUGACUGGUCUAGAAUCGGGCUACCACAGGUCUAAAAAUGAAAGUUCUUUAGACAUUUAGACAUUGGGCUGAAUCUAUACUACACUGUAUUUUGCUCAACAGCUAUCAUAAUUAUUUUGGUUAAGUACUUAGAGGUCAAUUAUGCAACUCACAGUUGCUUUUUGAAAUAAAUAGUCAUCGAAAAAUGGGUUAAAGUGCAACGUCUAAAUUCUGUCUGACAAUAUACAGAAUCUCGACAGUUGAAAUUAAGUCUAAAAAAACCUAGACGUCUAAUAGCCGUCUCCUGCUCAGUGGGAAGUUAAGUCUCUGUUUCUAGUUUUAUUGCAAAGCUGAAAAAGUUCAAGGCUGCCAGUUGUAGUAAAUGAAUCAGCGCACAAGAGUGGUAUAAAUCUUUUCAUUUUGAGGUCAGAAAAAGUAAAAAAUCACUGCUCAUGAUAAUAUCAAAUGCUGUUUUUUACUAUGUCGGAUUUUCAACACUCAUCUCUACCCAUCCCAGGAACUGUCUGUGACUUUGUGUUUGUCAGAACUUUGAACCGGACCUGAAGCGUCAGGAGCGUGCAGAUGUACCAAACACUUUUUUUUUUUCAUAAUUACCAUAUGAGGCUUUGUGUCGUCAAUAGAGUCAGCUAACAGGAAAAAAAAGAAUCUGAAAGCACCUUUCCUCGGUCUUCUGAUGAGCAGAGCAGACAAAGAGGCCAGUCGUUAAGAGUAGACCCGCAUUUAAUAGUGAAGGAAAAGCCAUGUGGCCUUUUUAUACAGUAUGUCUUCGCAUGAGGGUUUUCGAGGUGAGCAAGGCAACAUAAACACAUGCAUGCUUCAUGUGCAACCUGGACCACAUUUUUGUACUGUAACCUGUAUUCUUGAAAUCUUCUCCCGUUAAUGGCUAUGUUGUCUCUCAUUUUUUUGACCUUUUUGAAGUUGACAAAUUGUCAAAGAAGACUUUUUGUAAGUUUUAUGUUUUUAGAUACAAAAAAAAUGUGAAAGCGGUUGGUUAUAUAACCCGUAAAGACAAUGAACACUCGGCUGUGAAGUGUAUUGUUUUACAUAGCUUGGGCGUAGAUGGCUUUCUGAUGCUUAACGGCGCCGGUUCUGCAAAUAUGUGGGUAUCUCUGAAACUGACUACACCUUUGUUGUUACCAUGGUCACCGGUGUCUAUUUGCAACUCUGCAAGAGGAGCUUUUGGAGGAAAGAAGCCCCGUGCGAUACAUCUGUCUCCAUCACAGCACCAUCAGAGGGGUGGAGGACUUCAAUGAUACAGUAUCUCAUCAUGUAUGUGAAUACUAAUGUAAAAAUGCAGAAGCACAUUCUGUCUUUUUAUUAUUGUACAUGGAAAAAAAAUCCUGAUUUCUUGUCAUGAUACCAGCUGAUAUUUUACAGUGAUUAAAAGAAGUGAGAAGAUUAAAAAAAAAACUUUUUUGUAAGAUUCCGUAUUUUUAAAAAUACUUAGCUGUUUUAUACAAACACUUUUGGUUGGAGAGUCGGGGUUGACUUUGGGAAUUUUCAGACCCUUUCGUCUCUUGGACAUUUGGAUAAUUUGUUUGUACUUGUGGUUUGAGCCUCACAUAUUCUGUCUGUAUUAUUUCCUCUUAAAAGUAUUUAUUUUAAGGAGCUGUCAUGUGACUUUGCGCUGAUGGCAGAAAUGUUUUAAUAUGUUGAUUGAUGAGUGCUUGUCAAUUUCAUAAUUGAAAUAAAGUACCAUAUAUUAUAGUCACUUUUUUCACUGAUGUUCUGUUAUGGGCAAAAUAUCCACACAUUCUUAAUUUCUUCUUAAAAGUCCUUUUGAUCGGAUGAAAGUAUCCUGUAAAAGAGUCUAAUGGCACUGGCACAACAUUUGUUAAGCUAACUUAAGAAAACCUGUUUAUUUUUAUUUUUAUCUUACAUUGUUUACCGACUUUCAUGAAAAACAGUUUAUAUUGAAAAAAAUUUGUGUGGUAGUCUGUACUGUGAGCAGGUCAUUAUGAAAAUUAGUAUCUGUUGCAGGACCCCAAGGCACUUGUGGUUUAAGUUACCUUGCAGAAAAUACACUCGCCAGUUCUGCUGCUGUGGCCUGGAUUGCAGGACAAAAUUUCUGGCAUUGUUUGGGACCAAAGCUCCUCGGGCAGCUAAAAAACAUGUGCCUGAUAACUGACAUUAUUUUCCUUCUGACACUGUCAGCCUGAGGCAGAAUCAAACGUUCAUAAUAGAGAGGUUUUUUUAAUGUGGAAUUGCUGAUAGAAUCUAAAAAUUUUGCCACAGUGUCAACAGGCAGAGGUUGAAUUAAUUACCAUUGUUGAUGCGUUUGACCAAUCAGAGACGUUUACACAGUUGGGUCGUAAAUCUUGCAUUUCAUACAGAAAUAGUGUCAAAAUAGUCAAAUGUGACCAUUUAAGGUCAGUUGUAUGCUUGUGAUUAAAGCUCCAGUUAGGAUCUUUUGGUUUAUGUAAAGUUUGGUGCCCCCUGUGGACAAAGCUGUCUUUGCUUAUCUUGUCCUCCCUGUUCAUAAGUAGCAUCCUGCUGAUUUUUUUUUAAGUCAAAUCUGUCAUUUUAUAAAUAUUUGAUGUCAGAAUUGUAAAUACAGGGCUGCAUCUUCAUUCAUCAGGCAUUAAUACGAAUUUAAGUCUAUUUCAUAAACAUCAAAAAACUCCCUACAGGAGCUUUAAGUUUAGUAGCUGAAGGAUUCAAACAGCUUUACUUUCUAACAUACAACUCUUGCUCUGUUUCCAUUUAAUUUAAUUCUUUUAGCAAUGGAAAACUUAUUCAUAUCACAAAUACUCAUGAUGAGAGACUCUGCUUCUUUCAGGACUCUCUGCAGCAGCUACCCUAGUUUUAUUUCCAUUUCACUGCCUUUUUCAGUGAUCUGGGUCAGAGGUGAAAGCUGUUUCUGUCCGGUCUUCACUGUAGUUUUUGCUCCAAUGCUGCAAGAAGUGGAGAGAAGCGAAGGAGCAGAGGAAAGGGGGCAGAGGAAGCGAGUCAGGCACCAGCCUUGCUUUGAAGCCGUGCCAGGAGUUUGCAUUAGCUUGCAGUUUGGAUGACGUUCAGUGCAGCGGGAUUAAGGAAAGGGAAAAUGAGCUCUUAACAGCCAAGUCACAGAGCGGAGGACAGUCCUGUUUAUCACCCACUGUACAAUAGCAGGCUGAAGUCUCCUUAAAAAGCAUUAUCACUUCUCUUAGAGUGCACAUUUCCCUCCAUUCAAUGUGGAGACAACAUCUGUUUUUAUGAAUUCAGCAUGACUUUCUCUGCCUCUGAACAAUGUUCCCUUUUCGUGGUGGAUAUUACCAAUAUCCUGGAGAAAAAAAAACACUGAGUGGGCUUGUUUUUCAUACAGGUUUUGCUGUUUUUCCUAAAUCCGUCCACUGUGAGACGGAUCAUUCAUUUAAUCAGGGAGGGGUUUUUGGUUAGGACUGUCCCCUCUGUCUCUCUUUAGACCUGUGCAGAAAGUAAAAGAGCCUCUUUGAGGACCUCAAACUUUCCUGGCAUCGGGUGUACAACCAGCAGCACUGUGCUCCUUCAGGGCGAUGCAGAAUGAAAAUAGAAACAGCUAAUUACAUGUUAGCUAGCUCUAUGUUUCCCACGCAGCACGGAGUCACGUGCAGCGCCGUGUACAGUGCUGCCCUUUGGCUUUGCAGUCUUUCAGCUGACCCUCCACUUGCUCGGUUAAUGAUUUGCAGGUACAGUCACGUUCUCAUACACCGUGCAAACGCCAGCACAGAGCUCGCCUUACCUUUGGUCGCUGUGUGCUGAAAGUCAGAUUCCAGGUUGGUCAGAGGAGGAGGAGGCUGUGGUGGUGGUAAAGGCGGAGAAAGGCCCGGCCCAUGAGGCUUUCCUCACCCAUAAAAAACAACACAUCAAAGCGGGGGGCUGUGGUUUAUGAGGCGGUGCCAUGCUGUCGUCCCUCAUGCUGAACUCAAACGGUUUCAGCUCCACGGUGAACGGAGCUGGUACAAGAGUUAGUCAGUGAAACGGUAAUAAUAAACAGAGGGAAGCGUCUGAGCUGAACAGUAAAAGUUCACUCCUGACCAAAUCACCCGAGAAGAAGCUCACCGGUUAUUCACUGACCUUUGCGACAAAACGAGAUAAUACCCUCACUGAAAAUCUGAAUCUACUGAAGAGAACUGAGAUGUGGGUCAAAGCUCUGGAAGAAACCAGGGAGAACUUUUAGCUCCUUGACAUUUUCAAAUGCUUAAAAAUGCAUUUCACUGAGAAUAAAGGCAGGGCCAGCUCAAGACAUUAGCGGACACAGGCCCUAAAUGUCUCCUGACUGAAUUUGGAGAUCUCUCUUAAACAUGCUGGACUCGAUCACGCAUGGACCUACUUUUUACUUACAAUACUUUCCUAAAUUACUCAUUCGUGUGUGAGAAUAUAAAAUUGGGUUGAAAUGUUCAACAAACUAUCCUCUCAGCAGUGAUUGAGUCUGACCCAAAGGUGUUGAGAAUCAAGUAAUCUGACCUUCUGGCACGUUCUGUCCUGGAUUAUCCAAAAUCUAAUCUUCUGUUACUCAGAGGCUGUUCCACCCGGCCUGCCCCUCCCUCCAGUCCCAACAGGCAUCAGCUGUGAGUCAUUGAUCUCCACUUAUCAGCGCGAGCUGGCACAGCUGCAGAGGUGUUAAGUUAUUGUGCAUCAUUUGAUUUGUGUUGUCAAGAGCUGCAGAUGUAACCAACACACAUCUCAUACGUAAAUCAUUAAAAAACAUGUACAACAUUCAGAUGAGACACGGACCACACAUGAGUCAUCAGGCUCGAUGAGAUGUUUGUUUGAUGCUUUGCUGCUGCAGAUUUUAGUUUCAUAUUUUAAGGGAAAUUUAAUUGUCUGUUGUUUCACAUAAUAUGUCUCUAAAAGUCAUCUACUAUUUACAGUACAGUUGUAAAGUCUGAUGGCUGUUGGUACAAAAGAUCUUCUGAAUCUUUCUGUCCUGCAGCGAAGAGAGAGGAGCCGUCCACCACCAUUGGCCCUUUGGUCCAUCAAGGUGUUGUGAAGUGGGUGAUCCAUAUUCUUGACAAUAGUCUUCACCUUCCUCAGUGUAGAUCUCUCAGUGAUCUCUCAUUUCAUAUAUUUUUGAGAAGCUUUCAGACAAGUUUUGGCAAACCCACAUCAAAUCUUUCCUCCACUUUUUUUAGAUCACAAGCUGGAUGAGACAUACUUCUCUAACAUAAAUAUUUGUGAUAAGGUUGUCGGACUACGCCAACCUCCCAGCUCGCCCCUCUGAUCAUCACCUGGACUGCACAGAAUCCAAAAGCAGCAGAUAUACAGCUGGGCACCUUAUUAUCAGUGCAAAUAAAAGUCAGCCUCUCCUGCGUAUUGAUUUAUUCAUCCUCUCUGAUGUGCAUCCACCGGGCGAAGUGAUUGAUAGUUUCAUCUCUUUUUAGAGGCAGUCGAGCAAGACCAGAAGCAGUGACCCGAGGUCAAAGGUCAGUCAGACCCUCAGUGGAUACCUGCCAGCAGCAGAACGGAGCUGUCAGGCUCGGAUCAAUCGCUGGCCUGGAUUACUGGAAUAACACAAACGCCCAGAGAGAAGAGAAUCUGGAGGCGUUCACAGGCCACAAGCUCACACAAACACAUCGAUGAAAUCUUGGAGAAAUCUGCCGCACAUUCUUGGGUCUUCCAGACGGGAUUAUGGGCACAAAGUCGAUUAAGUGUCUAGAAUUCAAACCAGUAGCAUAACAUGGAAAUAUGCAACCUAUUUUAUUGAGACAGUGCUGAGCUCGCAGACUUUCCUGCGGCCGAAGGAUCCAGGUUUUCAAAACUCUGUGGAAGUGGAAAACAAUAUGAUCAUUUUUGGAUUAUGACAGUCUGGGAAUUUUGAAAGAAGAAAAGGUGAAAACUGUUUAAAAAGGCUGAUUAAUCGAGGCAGAUACUUGGAUGAGAAAACGUUUGUUUGUUUAGGUGCCAGUGAGAAACUAUUCAGUGCGGCUUCAAUCAGAUUUACAUGUCUUCAAGUACUUUAAAAGUCCAGUUUCAGACUAACACAACUAAUUUAUAUCUAUUUUGGAGGUUUGAUGAUUUGAUUUAUCCUGCUGCAUGUUGCUUCUCCUGGUUUGCUUCAGUCAAACAACAUUACAGUCAUCACCCCAUCUGCCUGCUAACUGUGAAUUCAGAUGUUUCCUGCUGCUUUCACCGACCAGCUCAAGAGCUUCUUGCUGAAGUUUUUGGAGGUGGGAUUGGCAGGCGGCACUGUGCGUGCGGAUGUGACAUCAUGACGCUGUAUGUACGCCUUGUUAUGUUACCGGAAGUGCAGACACGGCACCUGCGGUUGUGUUUUAUGCCAGAGUUAAUAAUGAAACUUCCUGGACUGACCUCAACAAAUAAGCUAAAGGUUAAAGAGUGAAGACCGAGUCAGGUAAGAGAGUCGCGAUCGGAAUAAGUGUUUACAUUGACGCGUUUCGGAAUAACGAUCUGCAUAAAGCACC